This is a messenger RNA of Aspergillus clavatus NRRL 1, 567 nucleotides long. RefSeq names its product polyadenylate-binding protein. Bases 1 to 567 code for a protein of 188 amino acids. NCBI's taxonomy places the organism in Eukaryota, Fungi, Ascomycota, Eurotiomycetes, Eurotiales, Aspergillaceae. The record is from RefSeq and is a predicted model, not a curated record. Gene Ontology annotation, molecular function: RNA binding. The transcript is spliced from 4 exons.
AUGGCUACCGAAGAGAAGGAAGUUCAGGAUGAGCGCCUGGAGGUUCACGAGGAAGGAGGUGACGAUGAGGAAGAAAUCGAGGCCAUGAAGAAACGGGUAGCCGAGAUGGAAUCCGAAGCCGCAAAGCUGCGCGAGAUGCAGGCCACCUUGGACCAGCAGUCUGAGAGCCUGCGUGAAGACAAGGAAGAGAUCGAUGCCCGGAGCAUCUUCGUCGGCAACGUGGACUACGGCGCGUCCCCCGAGGAGAUCCAAGCACACUUCCAGAGCUGCGGCUCCAUCAACCGGGUCACCAUCCUGCUGGAUAAAUUCACCGGUCAACCGAAGGGAUACGCCUAUGUUGAAUUCGCCGAACCCAGCCUGGUCGCCCAAGCCCUUGUCCUGAACGAGAGCGUCUUCCGCGGCCGAAACCUGAAGGUCGUCCCCAAACGUACCAACCUGCCCGGUAUGACUCGGGGCCGCGGACGGGGAGGCUUCCGGGGUGGUCGUGGCUACCGUGGCGGAUUCCCUCCUCGUGGAGGCUAUCGUGGAGGUUAUCGCGGUCGGGGUCGAGGCUAUGCUCCGUAUUAG